Centropristis striata (black sea bass) is the source of this 692-nucleotide messenger RNA. Its product is annotated as transcription factor BTF3-like. The record is from RefSeq and is a predicted model, not a curated record. Gene Ontology annotation, cellular component: nascent polypeptide-associated complex; cytosol. Lineage: Eukaryota; Metazoa; Chordata; Actinopteri; Perciformes; Serranidae. The transcript has a single exon. Bases 47 to 535 code for a protein of 162 amino acids.
CUGAGCUUCUAUCGGCUGUGUGACCCGCGUGUUUACACACUCCCAGAUGAAGGAGUCGAUAAUGAACCAGGAGAAGCUCGCCAAACUGCAGGCUCAGGGCCGCAUUGGCGGCAAGGGGUCAGCCCGCAGAAAGAAGAAGGUGGUGCACAGAACAGCAACAGCGGAUGACAAGAAGCUGCAGUUCUCCCUCAAGAAACUGGGAGUCAACAACAUCUCUGGCAUUGAGGAGGUGAAUAUGUUCACAGACCAGGGAACAGUGAUCCACUUCAAUAAUCCAAAGGUUCAGGCCUCCUUGGCUGCCAACACUUUUACAAUCACAGGGCAUGCUGAGAACAAGCAGCUCACAGAGAUGCUCCCAGGAAUCCUAAACCAACUUGGAGCCGACAGUCUUACCAGUCUCAGGAGACUAGCAGAGACCCUCCCCAAACCAGCUGGAGACAACAAAGCCCCCAUGGUUGCUGCUGAAGAGGAAGAUGAUGAGGUUCCAGAUCUUGUUGAAAACUUUGACGAGGCUUCAAAGGACGAGGCAAACUAACAAACACCAGGGAACAUUUCAAAGACCCUCUCGGCUCACUGCUCUUUGACACAGCAGCAUUUUUGUAAUUCUUCAUCUCUGUAGUUGCUCUGUGGCUACAAACAAAAGUAGCUUUUUAAUUGUAACCUUGAAAAUUUGGCAAAAAAUAGUAAAAUUU